Scatophagus argus is the source of this 2657-nucleotide messenger RNA. RefSeq names its product F-box protein 43 (gene fbxo43). The record is from RefSeq and is a predicted model, not a curated record. Lineage: Eukaryota; Metazoa; Chordata; Actinopteri; Scatophagidae. Gene Ontology annotation, biological process: regulation of mitotic nuclear division; negative regulation of meiotic nuclear division. The transcript has 6 exons. Gene Ontology annotation, molecular function: protein binding. Bases 175 to 2271 code for a protein of 698 amino acids. Gene Ontology annotation, cellular component: nucleus.
GGCAGUUUUCUGAAGAUGAACAUGUAGCAGAGAGGAACAGCGAUGAGGGGUGCAAGCUGAGGCCUAGAACUGAGCCUGAGGAAACAACACUGUCGGCAGAGUCCACGGACUUUAGCACAAUUUUAUCCAGAAGUCAGUUGGUGAUCACAAAAGGUGCACACAGGAGGGGGGAAAAUGCAGUGCACUCCUGAAUCGAACCUCGAGAGCUGCAAAAGCCACCACUGUUAUGACUGCUCUGAUAGUGGAUACUCAGGUUUGUUCCACAGCCCGCAGAGCAGCAGUGGAGUUAAAUCCUGUAAGUCCUUGUCUCCAGUAGAAUUCAGUGAAACACAUAAAGAGAACCUCAGGCUUUCCGUCACACCUAAAGAGAGGAACAGAGAAUCAGUUCAGUUUUUGGGAAAAGAUCUCGGGGGAAUACAGCAGCAAUCAGCAGUUAGCUGGUGUGAAACCCCUAAAAGAGAUUCCUCAUUGCGACAAAGGCUUCAUAUGUGCAGGCCCACCACAGCUGUCAAAACUGACAACACAAGAUCACCAUGCACCAGAAGGACCGAAUCCUCCAUCAGUGUCAUGUCUGAACACUGGCUCAGUGCAUCGUUUGACUCUCCAGAAACCAUGACAAGGGAUUUGGUAUCAAGCACUUUAAAACUGGAGCAGGUUCUGCCCCUAUCUGGUAGGAAACGCCGUCUCCUAUUCACACAGGUGAGGACCUCCACUCUUGAAGAUGGUAAAGUCAGCUCUGGUCACCUUUCCACUUUUGGGAGAAGAGUUUCACUCUCAGAUGCAGAUUUCACUGAGAGCAUUUCUGCCUCUGAUCAAAUUAAUACUGAGACUCAAUGCAUUAGCAAAUUCCUGCCUGCCUCAUCAAAGGAAAACGCUCAAUCACCAAUCAGCAAUGUGACAAAUAACCUAUAUGACAGCUCAAGUGUCUUGUGUACACCAUUAUCCACGCAUACACCCAAAUACAUCAGGUCUGUGAGUGAAGACAGUGGUUUCAGUUCUCUGACCCUCGACAAAUCCCAGGACGCCUCUGUCGACCAUGAUGGCUCAUUCCAGGAGCUGCUGUUCUCUGCCUCUAGAGGUAACUGUGAAACCCCAAAUCUGGGAGACGCAAAGCGGCGUUCUCGCCUGCAGCGUCAGCACAGGCUGUCUACACUUAAAGAAGGGGGCUCUCAGUCCGAGGAGGAUCCAGCAGACAGAAAGCAUGAACAUCUUCAUCAGUGCCACAGCCAUUCCAAAGAAGAUGAUGUGUUUGCUGACCAUGCCACCCCUCAUAGUGCCCUUUCUGUUAAAUGUGGUAAUAAGAUGACCACUGAUAGUUUGGCCUCUGCAAAACAAGACUAUGCCACCCCACUAAGAGGAACUACAGCAAAGCCAGAAAACAUGACACCUUUUAGCACAGCUCCUGCCAAUCCAGAGGAAACCCCUCUCAGGACAACUCCAGUCAAUCUCUCUCUGACUCCAGCCUUGCAGCUAGUUCACGCAAUGUGUCAGCAGAGAGCCCAGAUGUUUGUCGGCCAAAGUCCAAACCUCAGGGAGCAGCUGAAGUCCACAGCUGCACUAACUGAGACCCGCAUGACAUUCAGGACCACGAUGCCAUUGGCAGGGCUGAUUGGCAGGAAAAUGGGCCUGGGGAAGGUGGACAUACUCACAGAGCUUAAGAAGAGGAACCUCAGACACAUACUGGCUGUCAUACUUGGCCAUCUGACCUCUGAAAGCAUCUACAGGUGUGGGCAGGUGUGCAAGAGCUGGAAUGAAAUCAUCCAACAAGACAAGCGAGCUAGUUUUCAGAGAAGAAACCACCUGAGUGAAGUGGAGACGGCUCUUGAGCAUGGUGGUGCUGUCCAUGUCCCCGAUGCAGAGACCAGACUUACUCUGCUAAAGAGGUCGGCCCUCAAGACUGUUCAGGCCCAGUCUAGGACCUCCAGCUACUGCACCCCGCAGUCAGGAAGUAGCACUUUAACCCCAUUACAGCACAGUGCCUUAAAUUCAGGCAGCAGCAGCAAACGGGAUAAAUUUCUUGAAGUUGCCAAAACCCUCUUCAGUGAUGAGUGCCUCAAGCCCUGCCCUCGAUGCCAGCAUCCUGCAAGGUGUCACUCAGUGAAAGGGGAGGGUGUGUGCAGCAGAGCUGACUGUGGUUUCCGGUUUUGCACAGCCUGUUUGUGUGCGUUCCACGGCUCUAGAGAGUGCGUCAGCCUGUCUGUAGGCCGUCACAAGAAGGAUGCGCUUCUUCCAGGAAGUGCUCAAAGCAAGCGAAAUGUUAGGAGACUAUGAGCAGAAAGCGAACUGCGUUCCUGUUUGCUGUGCCAAACUCACUUUAGCAUUUUUCUGUCCGAUGGAUAAGGCGAGGUUUAGCAAUAUGGAAACUGAUUUGAAGCCAGUACAUGAAAGCAACUUCUGUACUUAUCAAUGUGUCUUUGUGCCUGUCUGUAUACUGUAUUUACUCUCUUUUUUUCAACACUGUUCUUACUUGUGUUUUUAAUUAUGACUGUGGAGGAAGUCUCGAGCAGUGCGCUGACUAAAUUUUGCUCUUGAUGUACUUCUCCAUAUGCUUUGAUCAACUGUACAUAAUGUUUUUUUUUUGUUUUUUUUUUUGAGAUCUUCAACUUUUACCAAUCUGUUUUCAUAGCUGUUUUAAAAUAAAUUAGAUUUUUUAAAAA